Messenger RNA from Epinephelus moara (kelp grouper), 6104 nucleotides. It is a transcript of the gene fam13c, whose product is annotated as family with sequence similarity 13 member C. Lineage: Eukaryota; Metazoa; Chordata; Actinopteri; Perciformes; Serranidae. The transcript is spliced from 11 exons. The coding region runs from base 573 to 2138 and encodes 521 amino acids. The record is from RefSeq and is a predicted model, not a curated record.
CGUGCAGGACGUGGGGAUGAAAAUUCAAAACCUCUCAGCUCAGUCAUGUCCUCCUAAUUCCUGGACUGUCACAUGCUGCAUACAACAGGAGAAAGAAAGGAUGAGGUGAAUUCGUACAGCACGUUCUGCAGGCACUGGCACUGGCUAAUCACUGGAGAGACGAGAACCAGAGAAAAGACCAAAGGAAUAGAAAGGAUUUUUGGACUGCUCACUUGCAUGUGGAGCGUCACAGACUAAUCUCUGGAAGAGCUGGACAAGAGGGGAGGCACCGUGGCUUGUUUCAGUGGAUGAUACCUGACUAUUUCAUGGAUAGGUGAUUAAUUGUCUCAUCUUUUGGACUGUGGGGACAGACUACAUCCUGAAUAGCAAGCCUCCCCUUUCACUAUCUAUCCUAACAAACUGGCUAUUCAGAAAAUCUGUCCUACUCCUCCUCAUGUGGUGUGUCAGAGGCUGGGAUCUGGCUAAUAUCUGGACUCACUGAUUCAGAGCACCAUCGACACACUAACUGGACUACCUUCUGUAUUACAGCCUCCUCCUGCGACCAGGUUAAUCUCUGGAUCAACGUGUCUGGCAUGUUCUGCUUCUGCCUGCAGAGUUCCCUGCUGAAGCUUCAGGCGCUGGAGGUGGAGGGGGGCCCCUCGCUGGGUCCGUCCCCAGAGGAGAGCCCCCCUGCCCUGGGCAGCAAGGAGCAGAAGAGCCCCUGUGGGUCAGUGGAGCUUGGAGGGAAAGAUGGGAAGACGCUGGCUCUCUGCCACAGCGUCCCCGCUGAUGAAAACAGCCCCCCAGAGCUGCUGACAGUAGUGACCAGACCUCCACAGUCUCCCAGACAUCAGCCGUUUACCACCAUCCACCCUGGCCAGCAGCCCCUGACCCCCGAUGGAGUUCUGCCCCCCAGCCCUCACCACUCCCCCUACUCCCCGCAGAGGAGCAGCCCUGGAGGUGAGGGGGGAGGAGGGGGAGGCGAGGGAGGAUGUGGGGCUCUCCUCCAGCUCCUGGCGGGUGGCCCCAGCCCUCUGCCCUCCCCCCGCUGCUCCAGCCUCAGCCACAGCCUGAGGUUCAACUCCGACCCCGACACCGCACCGUCACCGCCCUGCAGCCAGCAGUACAUACAGUGUCGGGGUCGGGACCGGGCCGAGGGCUCGGAGGACCUGGAGUGUCCCUCCUCCAUCCCGUUCCUCACCAGACAGAUUCAGAUGCUGAAGAAGAAGGUCCGCAGGUUUGAGGAUCAGUUUGAGCAGGAGAUGAACUACAAGCCGUCCCACAACGAUAAAUACUCCAACCCAGAGAUGAUCCGAGUGAUGGGGGAACUGGCGAAGGCUCGCAAACAGCUCAAAGAGAUGAGGCUCAGACAGUCGGUGUUUGAGUCGAAGGAGCCAGACGGUCCAGGAAACACCUGCAGGUACGGCUCCGGCCAGCAGGGAGCGCCGGGCCACAAACCCACACUGGAGGAGACGGUGGAGUCUCUGUUCAGACGGCUGAGAGAGAAGAGACAGGCUCUGGGCCUGCCAGACAACAUGAAGGAGAUGACUCAGGCUCAGAUGGUGUUGGAGAAGAUCACUCUGCAGAAAUGUCUGCUCUACUUUGAGAGUGUACACGGGCGGCCGGGGGGUAAACAGGAGAAGAACCUGGUGAAGCCUCUGUACGACAGAUACCAGAUGAUCAAACGUUUACUGUGUGCCAGCCCGACUAUCCCCACUAUAGAAGAAGAAGAUGGUUCUGAUGAAGACUCAAUGAGCUCCUCGACAGUCGAAGAACUUCCCGUCCCGCCUCCUCGCAGAGCGGCACGACCUGCUGCCGGCGAGGAGGACAGCGACCGGGACAGUGACCCGGCCUUCGUGUCCCCAUUAGACGAGGUGAAAGCCGUCCAUCAACAACCUGCUCUCACCAUGGCCAACCUGCACGAAGCAUCCAGGUCUCAACUGCUGCAGUGUCUGCGGGAAACAAGGGCAGAGAAGAAGACGAGACGUAAAGUUCUGAGAGAGUUUGAAGACGAGUUUUACCGCCAGACUGGAAGAAUCUGUCAAAAAGAGGAUCGUACUCCGAUGAAGGAGGAAUACCAGGAAUACAAACAGCUCAAGGCGAAACUCCGUCUUCUGGAAGUCCUUCUAAGCAAACAGGAAGUCCCUAAAACCAUGUGAGAGGAAACUGAAGCUCCCCAAAACACUUGAAAACUUUUAAUGUUAUUAUCUGAGAGCAGAAAAGGUCUUUUUAUGUGCUUCUUUUCAGAGAAGAGGAAGUGGUGAAAGGAUUGUGUUUUGGCUGAGGCCACGCUUUUUCCUUGCCAUUAUUUAAAUACAGCCUAUUUCAGCUAUGUUAGCUGCAUAGCUCAAGAAAUAACAUCAGUCGGUUAUAGUUUGAUCAUCUUUUACCUCAUUAUUCAGUGUUUUGUUUUAGGUUCAAAGCCGUUAUAAUUUGUCACAUCCAUCAAGGAAUACGCUGAUUUAAAAGAAUAGUUCAACAUUUUGGGAAUCCAUUUAUCUGUUUAAAUUGAUACCACUCUCAUGUCAGUACAGUAAAUGUGAAGCUAAAGCCAAGGCUGGUUAGCUAAGCGUAGCAUAAAGCCUGGAAACAGCUAGCCUAGCUCCUAGCAUGCUACCGUGACAUACUAAAUGUGUCACAGAAACAUCUUAAUGUUAGUCUUGCGGACAUUAACCACCAUAUUUAAUGUUAACAUGCUAAAUGUUUCAGUCCAAUGUUAGCUUAGCCACAACUCAACAUGACUAUGCUAAAUGUGUUGUGCUAACAAAGGCACAACAUAACAUGACACAGCUGUAUGUAGAACAUAGCCAACAUACCAUGAUAAUGAUCAUAUAUGUUGGACCUUAAUAAUGAAAUGAUUACAUGCUAACAUGCUACCAUCAGUGUAAUAUAUUUCCAUAACACUGACUCUAACUUUAGCGGGUCAGCAUGAAACAUUGUAAUGUGCUCGCAGUUAUCACGUUAGCAUACAACAGGAAAUGCUACAUCCUAAAUGUUUCUUAGAUUUAUCUUGAUGUUGUGCUAUCAUGUUACAUUCACACUAACAUACGGUUUUAACAUACAAACAUUUCUAUUUAACAGUCCAAUGUUAGCUUAGACACAACUCAGCAUGACUCAGCUGUAUGCAGAACUAAUGCUAACAUAUCAUUGCUCUGCUAAUGUGACAGUUGUAAGCAUGUUGGGUGUUGAUAAGGAAAUGUUUACAUGCUAACAUGCUACCAUGACAUUAGCAUAGUAACUUUAACGUUAGCAUGAAAGGUUUAGGAUGUUGUAACCUGGUUAUCGUGGUAGCAUACACCAGGUAAUGCUAUUGCUGCGUUCAGUUGGUGUCAUGUUCACCGUGGUAUUCAAAACUUUCAAAUACAUUUUCUGAGCGCUCCGAGUUCAUGACUUUAUGUACACGAGUACCCAUGUCAUAAACACGAGCUCACGAGUUCCAUUUGAACGACACACGUUAGCAUUAAGUUCUACAUUGUCACAGAGAGUUGUGCCUAACCUAAUGUUAGCAUAUUAGUAUAACACAUUUAGCAUGUUAAGGUAGCAUUUUCACAUUCAAAUGGAUUACACCUUUAUGUUGUAAAGGACGCUCACAAGUUGGAGGAAACUUUAAUUUUUUUCUGUAACGUUACAUUUGUGAGUUUUGGACGAUAACAGACUUCUCACUACUUCCUCUCCAAACUGUAAAAUCUAUAAAUAACGUUACUCCAGAAAAGUUUUAUAAGGUAUAAAAAGAGAUCUGUCUGCCAUUCUGUCAGUGAAAACUUGCCUACCAGCAUCCUACAGUAUUUAUUUACCUGCAUCAAGUCUGAAUUUUGUACAACUGCAUUUAUUCCAGUCUGCAACGAUGAAGACGAUUCCAGAGGUAAAAUUAACUGCAGACAUGCGUUCCCUCCAUCUUGUUUGAGUUAACGGACCAAACUAUUUUUUUAUACGGGACUAAAUGUGUGUGUAUCGAACUGAGAGCACUUUAAUCUGUCACCGGGGGUUUGCAAGAUGAAGAAGAGAGUUUGGCUUCCUCUCAACAACAUUAAACAACAUUCAGAGUUUGCCUCUGAGGGAGCUGAUGAAGUUCAACUAAAAUGUGUGUUUGGACUAGAAACGUUUGGGACAAAGAUGCAAUGUACAACUUAUUGUUAGUCUUGUGUAUGUCAACAUAUGUUGGAAAAUAAUGCUUUGGAGAGAUGAAUGCAUUGGUAUAUAUAUAUAUAUAUAUAUAUAUAUCAUAGCACUUUAUGUUGAAAAAGGGAAAUUAUUUUUAUCCAAAGUCUAAUGUUUAAUAUGCAAUAUGGUCCGUUGUUAAAGAUCAGUGCUGGUGUUGGUGAACAGGCAGGUGAGCUAUUUCCUUGAGAGUGAAGAGGUUACAUCGCACCUACGGCAGCUACAUACGACAUUUCAGAAGUUACAUCGUCGCCUUCAAUGUGGCUGAUGCACUGUCAGGGCUGCACGGACUGUGAUUGGCUGCUUGUGUUUUCAUGUUUGUGAUGGAGCUUGUUGAGAGUGAAGAUGACAGGAAGGAAGUUAGAUUUAGUAGUUUUCUCCUUUUUAAAACAAACGUCAAACAGUGAUCAUACUGCAGACAUUUUGUUAAAUGCAAGCCGACGCUCGUCUCCAUGGUAACACAGAGAAAUCGUGCGUCAUCAUCUACGUCAUAUUUGUUGAUGUUGCUGCUACAGUGUAGAAAAGCACACCAAUCCCGAGCCCGAACAAUGGAGUCGACCCUCACAUUAUGGAACUACUACAGUUUAUAUUAUGGAGACAAGGUCAAGAACGACCUUCUCGCCUACCUUCCUACUGUACCACCCAUGGCCGUGCAGUUCAGAGGAUGAGAUGGGCGAGUGCUACAUGUACAGAUUUCAAGGGAGCCUAACGGUGCUGAGAUAUGCCUUUGCAACUCUACGUGCCGACUACUGCUCACGUUAAAAGCAGUCCACUUUCAGGUGUACUACGGUUGGUUUUCACACCUGAUGCGAACCGUACCAUAGUACACAUGUACCAAUUGACACAGGUCGGCACACUGACAGUGUUCACACUAAUUAAAACAACUGGAUGUUGGGGUCAGGUGUACUCAGAGCUUGCUCUGGGUCCCUGAUGUGAAAGCCUUCUGUGUUACAGACGUUUUCAUAUUACAUACGAUGCGACUGAUUUGUGAGUAUGACUGCUGGAAGUUGGAUCUUGGUCUGUCUGCCGCUCUGACUUUGCUGCCAUGUGAUAUAAAGGCAACAGUAUUAAAUUGAAACUGUUAAAAUGACUUGUAGUCACGUUCAAUAGCAGUGCAGUUCUUGUGUUUUGGUACAGUUGGUAUUCACACCUAAUGUGUACUGUACCAGGAUACACAUGAACAGAACUCAGGGUCACCUUUUCAAGUGGACUUGAGUCUGAUUGGCGUACUGUGCCCAGGUACAGUACACAGUGUUCACACUAAUCCAACGAACUGGACUUUGGGGUCAAGUGAACACAGAACCAAGAUGUGAAAACCUUCUGUCUCUUUAUCAUGAAGUCAAUGACAGAAUGUAAACAUGUUACUGUGGGGAAUAUAACACAUCAUGUAGAACACAUGCGUCUCGUGUUGCGGAGGUGAAAUCUGGUGCUCGACUGUAAAUCAAAACCUACGCAGUAGAUACAGCAGGACUCUUGUUAACCCCUACCGUCCAGUAUCAACCCAGAUUAAAUCCCGAGCUUCGUACGCUCACCUGUCAACAAGACAUCCUGAGAAGAAAAGAAAAUGAUGCAUUUUCAUCGCAAAACAUUGGGAAAACUAAAGAAACCUAAUGUCAAAUAGAGAGGGUUGAGUUUGGCCACCAGACAACAAACACCUGGAUAUAUGUGACAGAGGUGAAAUAUUUUGUGUAUCCUUGAUGUCGGUGGUAAAAUGUGUCUCAAACAUUUCCCACUGAGGUAAAAUCUUACGACGGUUUUCUGUCCCGAACUUUCAUGACACAUCAGUGUUGAUGUUAUGACCUUAUCAUGCCUGACUUCAUGCUGUGAUGAUUAAAAAGUCUCCUGUUGUUGUGCUGUUCUGGUUUGCUCGACAAAUUUCUAUACAGACGAGUUUAAAAUAAAUAUUUUUGCUAUCAACAGAAUUUUGUCAUUUUUAUUGCUAUAAAGUUACAUGCAGACGUUUGGGC